AAUAUUAAAUACGUUUUAGAAAUGAAUAAUCAAGACUAUAAUCUCAAUAAUGAACAUGUAAACCAUUGGUUUUGGUACCAACCGAUGCAGAAUGCGCAUAAUAAUAUGGCGGUACCUGAAAUGGAAAAUACGAGUAAACAAAUACCGGAGCAUUUACGUAUAAACAGUGCGGAUAAAUUAAAGCUGUUGUCAUUACUCACUGACUGGAACAUGGGAUUCUUAUUCAGAACUUGCUGCGAUGAACUAGUCGAUAUCGAAGCACUGAAACACAUCACCCCGGCCCAGUGCGAUUUACUCUUGUCCAAUUAUCCUCUGGGCAUAAAAAUUAAAUUCGUCGAUAGAUUGAAGCAGUGGAGAGAUUUGGGAACAUACGAAUUCCAAAACCACAAUACACUACCUUCAUUUGCCAGUACGUUCUUGAAAUAA
This is a messenger RNA of Melanaphis sacchari, 426 nucleotides long. RefSeq lists its product as uncharacterized. NCBI's taxonomy places the organism in Eukaryota, Metazoa, Arthropoda, Insecta, Hemiptera, Aphididae. The record is from RefSeq and is a predicted model, not a curated record. The annotation marks the transcript as partial. The transcript is spliced from 2 exons.